Molecule: messenger RNA, 1890 nt
Organism: Filobasidium floriforme
Lineage: Eukaryota; Fungi; Basidiomycota; Tremellomycetes; Filobasidiales; Filobasidiaceae
Product: CBF/Mak21 family-domain-containing protein
Exons: 6
Coding region: 1-1890 (629 amino acids)
Biological process (GO): ribosome biogenesis
Cellular component (GO): nucleolus; small-subunit processome; Noc4p-Nop14p complex
Source: RefSeq, a predicted model, not a curated record
AUGCUGCCUGCACUGGAACAGCAGCUGACGUCAACGGAGUACGAUCCGAACCCGCUCAUCCCCUUGCUCUCCCUCGCUCGACACCCGGAACCUGAAGUCGUUCACAAGGCCAUCUGGGCCCUCUACCGGGUGUUCAACAAGUUCAUCAACGAGGAUCGGCUACAAGGCCUUGGACUGCUGCCCUUUGAUAGGACGAAGACGAAUGAGGUCAAGGACCAGAGCAAGAUGGUCAGGCGAUGGAUGGAGGAGAGGCUGUACGACUAUGCCGACAUCCUGGCAGGGUGUCUUCGGGAUAGGGAGCCUUCGUUGAGAAAGUCCGGAUCGAGCUUGAUCUUUUCGCUCUUGCCGCCCUUGUCCGGGAACCUGUCGACCCAUAUCGGACGACCCCAGAUCGCUACGGCCUACCUUGCCUACGUGUUGAACGCGCUCGUGCUCUCGACCGUCUCAUUACGAGGCAGCCGACCGACGGGCAGGUCGAGUGCGGCCAAUGCUGCUCGACCUGUCAACAAUUCGACGGGGUUGUGGGAAAUCGUCGAGGAUAACCAGGCAACGAUGGAGGACAACGAGCUACCUGCCGAUGUCGUACACGAUGCCGGUAAAAAGCUCGCCGAUUACGAUGACUUACGAUGGGCGGUCUUCAAAGGCUUCUCCAACCUGAUCGAAUCCUAUUCUACCGGAACCGGCGGUGGAUCAUUCCCCAUCGGCAUGAGCGGCAACAUCCUCUCCCUCAUCCUCCCUCUCAACAACCUCCCUCAGAACGCCGAAGACAUCAACGAGUUCUACUUCCCCCACCUCUCGAAGAAACCGGCAAAGAAGAAGCCCAAACGCGCCGUGGAAAAGCCUGGCAAGAACGGCGAGAACCCGCAGAGUUGGAUGGACUUUUUCGAUUCGUCCGAAGACGAGUCGUCGUCCGAGGAGGAGGUCGAGGUCGAGGUGGACAAGAAGACGGGUGUCAAGCGAAAGCGGGUCAAGAAGCAAAAGGUCAAGAAGGAUGUGCACAACCUGGUGUGGAGCGUCGUCAGUCAGAAAAAGGUGUUUACGGAUUGUUGGUUGGGCGUCUUGGGCAUGCCCUUGUCGCAGCCAGAGACUCGGUCGAUUCUGCUCGUCCUGCAUUCGGUGUUGUUCCCCAACUUGAUCCGAGGGAGGGUGGUCAGGAUCACAGACUGGUUAGGCGGUCUCUGUGAUCAGGGCGGACCAUUGGCGCUCCUGUCACUGAACGGUCUGUUCAUUUUGAUGUCGAAGUACAACCUGGAAUACCCUCAUUUCUACAAGAGGUUGUACGGCUUCAUGGAUCGCGAGGUCUUGCACGUCAAGCAUCGAGCGAGGUUUUUCCGAUUGACCGAGACCUUUUUGCGAUCACCGCUCUUGCCUGCUGCACUUGUAGCGUCGUUUGUGAAGCGCCUGGCCCGAUUGUCCCUUUCGGCUCCUCCUUCUUCGGCCGUCAUGACAAUUCCCUUCAUCUACAACAUGCUCAAGCGACAUCCAUCAUGUAUGGGCAUGCUGCAUCGACCUACGGCGGUGAUAGCGCCAUCGGGCGAUGAGGACGACGACAGCAACGCCGAUCCCUUUGACGCCGAUGAGAAGGACCCGUUGAAGACGGGCGCUCUGGAUUCGAGUUUAUGGGAGCUCAAAGGCUUGCAAAAGCAUUACUUGAGCCACGUCUCGACUAUGGGCAAGAUCUUUGAAGAGGUCUUUACCAAGCCCGAAUUCAACCUGGACGACUUUCUCGAUCACUCCUAUGCUACCCUCUUCGAGACCGAAGUCAAGCGAAGACUAAAGAACCCGCCCGCCUUGGCCACAGACAAGACCUCGAGCCCCUUCGCGCUGGUCAAGGACGAGCGGCCCGAGAAUGGCGAUAUCAUCAACGAGUUGUUUACGUUCAGUAAAUGA